This is a messenger RNA of Caenorhabditis remanei, 378 nucleotides long. RefSeq lists its product as uncharacterized. The record is from RefSeq and is a predicted model, not a curated record. The coding region runs from base 1 to 378 and encodes 125 amino acids. The transcript has 3 exons. NCBI's taxonomy places the organism in Eukaryota, Metazoa, Nematoda, Chromadorea, Rhabditida, Rhabditidae.
AUGGCACCAACUCCAAAAUUCGGACCAAAACGUAUUCCAAGCUUGUCUGCAGCGUCGUGCUCGGUGAAAAAAGUCACAGUCCCCUCCACAUCCACACAACAAAACCUGAACGGUCAAGAGCGUGUGGAACUCCGAAAACUCGAGAAAAUGUUGCCGGUUAGCCCAAAGAAUAGUGAUCCAACCGACGUUGUGCUUCGUGCCGCUUCUUAUAUCGACCAGCUCGUGGCGACAGUGCAAGCGAGAGUGAAAAAUGGAACACUUCCUAUUGAAGCCCUUGACUCCCUUCCACCUCUCUACUCCACCUGCAUCAAAUCUUCCAUCGCCAGACAUGCAGUAACCGGCAAGAAAACAAAGAGAAACAUGGAAAAGAAGCGAUAA